AUGUUGUUGUCUUUCUUUUGUUUGGAAAAGAUCAUGACUGAUCCAGAUGUUCCAGGUCCUAGUGAUCCUUACUUAAGGGAACACCUCCACUGGAUUGUGACGGAUAUUCCUGGUUCAACUGAUGCUUCUUUUGGAAAAGAGAUAGUGAGCUACGAUAGUCCAAAACCAGUGAUUGGAAUUCAUCGAUACGUGUUCGUAUUAUAUAGGCAAAAUAAUGGAAGACAAACAGUGAAAUCACCAGUAACAAGAGAUCAUUUCAACACUCAAAAAUUUGCAGCAGAAAAUGGAUUGGGUUCCCCUGUUGCUGCUGUCUACUUUAAUGCCCAAAGAGAAACUGCUGCUAGAAGAAGAUGAACCAACCAUCCAUCUACAUCAACAAAUAAAAAUAAAAGUAUGCAUAAUAAUAUACGCAGAAUUUUUCGUAAGUAAUGUUACUCCUGACUCCUGAUCAUGGAUCAUGUUGAUUCAGGGGCAGUGCUGAAACAUAAUGUUGGACGAUCUCCAUUUUCAUAUGGUAAUUGAAGUCAAACAGGAGCAAAUCAGGUAUAAUAACAAUCAAAGUGGUAGGUGGGUAUUCAAAUAAAGGAGUACUUUGUCCUAUUAUAUAAUUUAUAGGAUA
Solanum stenotomum is the source of this 619-nucleotide messenger RNA. RefSeq names its product CEN-like protein 1. The transcript has 3 exons. NCBI's taxonomy places the organism in Eukaryota, Viridiplantae, Streptophyta, Magnoliopsida, Solanales, Solanaceae. The record is from RefSeq and is a predicted model, not a curated record. Bases 1 to 354 code for a protein of 117 amino acids. Gene Ontology annotation, biological process: flower development; vegetative to reproductive phase transition of meristem.